This is a messenger RNA of Lactuca saligna, 714 nucleotides long. Lineage: Eukaryota; Viridiplantae; Streptophyta; Magnoliopsida; Asterales; Asteraceae. The record is from the annotation of a GenBank genome assembly.
AUGGUUUAUCUUCCUUGGAGGGUGUGGAUUUUCCCUCUCCUGGUUCCAUUAUCUCCUCUCCCUGGUAAGAUUGGGGUUUAUCUGAAAACCCUAGAUGUUGGUAUACGCUUUCCGCUAACGGAUUUCCAGGAGGUGGUCCUCCAAAAAGAUGGUUGCAGCCUCCAGAUGUUGACCCCUAAUGCAGUUAACAAAGUGGUUUUGUUUGAAAUGAUCUAUUGGGCCAAUGGGUAUCUUCCGGAUUACUUCGUCUUCAAGUUUUUCUUCCGUUUCUGUGCUAACGGAGAUAAAUGCACUUUCUCGGAGCUGGUUGGGAGUGGUCGCUACCGUGCCAACGUUUUCGCCGAUAUCGCCCCUAAACUCUUUCCCCAUAACCAAGGUGUCACUGACUACUUGAAGGGUGUGCAGGAAAUUGUGCUAGUGGUUGCGGUUGAUGCGGGGGAGAAUGGUAAGGAUGGUGAGCCUGGUGGUGAAGGUGAUCGUGGUGUUGGAGCAGCUUGGCGCAUUCCAGAUUUUUCACGCUUUUCCUCCAGGACGUCCAAAUUUAUCCUUAGGUUUUUAGCAUUGCUUUCCUCGUCCUUAUUGGUCACCCUUAGUGUGCUCACUGCCACCUCCAUGGGAAGCAUGGCCUCUGUCCCGUACGUCAGACUGAAGGGUGUUUCCUUCGUACUUGUUUGUGGUGUAGUCUUGUACGACCACAGUACCGUCGGUAUCUGA